AUGUAUGCUGCACUCUGCUCUGUAUUGGAUAUGUUUUGUUGUAUAUUUUUGGAAAAGCCAAUCGAAAGUGAAAGGAGUUUAGAGUCGUCGGCUGGUUUGAGGGGGGAUAUAGAGUCGUCAUCACCCUGCGAGGCAGCAAUAUCACCAAGUAGUAGUUCACGUUCGGACCUGCAUGCGAUUUGCAAUGGUCGCAAUAAGCUCUCAUCAAGUCCUACAUCGGCAACCACUGAGUUGAUUAUGCAACGGUAUCGUGCCAAAUCAACGCAUUUGAAUUCGCCGAGUGCCAGUAAACGACACCAAAGUGUUGGUGAUACUAGCAGCCCAGCAGCAGCAGCAGCAGGUCAUAAUAUGCUACCGGGUACAUCGUCGGCCUCAUCUGAAGGUGCUACGACCAGUAAUGGUCAAUGUGAUGCAAGUACGGGUGUGAGCACCACGCCGAAAUCGGCUCGAAAAUGGAAAAAGUCGAAAGCGGCGAAACAAGCCUCGAGCUUAUCGUCGUCGGGUAAAUCCGAUAGAAGCAAUCUUCAGUCUACAUCCGCGCUCGGUCAGAGAAUUGUCGAUUGUCCGACGAGUGGUGAAGGAGAUCAAGUGCCACUGUUGAUCCGAAUGUGUGUUCAAGUUGUCGAAUCGUAUGGUAUGGAUACGGUAGGUAUCUACCGAAUACCCGGUAAUACGGCAGCUGUUAACGCACUAAAAGAGACACUCAAUAAUGGUUUUGAAAACGUCGAUUUCACGGAUCCACGUUGGAGAGACGUGAAUGUGGUGAGUAGUCUACUGAAGAUGUUUCUACGGAAGUUGCCUGAACCGCUUCUUACCGACAAACAUUAUCCCUUCUUCAUUGACGCCAAUCGAAUCGCUUCGCAUCCUCAAAGGUUGCAUAAACUCAGGAAUUUGGUACGUAAACUGCCGUCAGCGCAUUACGCUACACUCAAAUAUCUUAUCGCGCAUCUUCGUGCCGUUGUUGCGCACAGUUAUAUUAAUAAGAUGGAAACAAGGAAUUUGGCAUUGAUGUUCGGACCAUCGAUAGUACGUCCAAGCGAUGAUAAUAUGGCCACGAUGGUGACGCAUAUGUCAGAUCAGUGCAAAAUUAUCGAAACUUUCAUUACUUAUUACGAUUGGAUGUUCAACGAUGCGGGUACGGCUGAUGAUGAAGUACCGGAACCGGUACCAUCAGCAUGUGAUGCAGCUGCAGCAGCAUCACAGGGAGGUGGUAUUGGGGGUUCGGGUGCAGAGGGUGGUGAUCCUCUAGCACCUGGUGCCAUCAUGACCACAUCGUUCAAUGAUAUGCACAAUCUUUUGAGACGAGUCAAUGAAGCCGAAGCAAUCGCGAUGAUGGAUGCGCAGCGAGGUGGAAAGAUCAAGCAUAUGUUGAAUGUGCGUCGCAACUCGAAGAAGGAUAAGUCGAAGAAACGAGAAAGAGAGCAUUCGGCACACACCACAACCACACAUCACCAGCACAUCACCAAUAUCGCACCCACCACGAGUGGUUCCGUUACUGCGCCAUCGUCCGCCUCUGUCGAACAGUCUUUCAGUGGUUUAUUCCAGGAACGAGAUAUAGAUGCAGAGAUAGCGAAUCGCCGUCAACGAACCACCACGAAUGCAUCGAUCACAACCACUUCAUCCAUCGAGCAUUCACCUUCCGUCGACUCUUCACUCGGUUCGAUGGGUGUCGAUUCAACCAACAAAGAGUCCGAUAAUCACAAUCUUUCAUCCAAUAAUACGCAGUCCUCAUUGCUAUCAUCUUCUGAUGUUGACGCAAUGAGGAGGAAAAGGCAACAGGAUAUAUGCUCAGCUCGACGUAUCUUCAUCGCUGGAACAGAUGCAGAUCCGGGUGAGAACGGUGGAUUGGCUCAAGUGGAUUUGGAUGAUUUAGUGAGUCAUACACGUCAUCUGAAUCUGGAGACAUCACCAGCCGUUGAGGUGCUGAGUGCAGAGACACGUGAGAAGAUCAGACGUUUACAGCAGUUACAAGGCUGGCUUCCUGCUUCGGCGGACAAGAAGAGCACCGAUUCGGCCUCAGCACGACGUGAAGUGAAUAUUAAUGAAGAGGACAAAACGCCCACUAAGACCAAAACAACCGAAGAGUUCUCGUCGACUGAUGCGUUAUCGCUGACAUCCGAUUACAGCACCACCUCAUCAGCUGCACUCAUGAUACCGGUUGCCGUAUCGUGUGUCGAUCAUUUAGCAGCAACCAGCAGUGACUACGCUUCAUCCGACGUAUCACCGUGCACACGUAACGCAAGUGUUUCACCCAGAAAUCCCGACGAACACGAUUCUAUUCAGGUAUUACAGUUGAGUUCAUCUCCACGAAUAAUUGGUGCUACUCUAAAUAUUCAUCCAGCAAAUGCAAAAAAUAUUGAUUACGAAUUGGAAUCUGAACCAAAAUGUGAUCAUUUGUUGACAACGGGUCAAUACACUGCAAACUUACCGCCAAGAGAGAGGAGACUCUCUGAGAAUUUUAAUAACAACAAUAAUAAUAAGCGUCUCCCUGAAACACACGUAAUGUUUAGACUUCAAGAGGAAGAUACGUCAAGUACGUCGAGUAGUACGGCAUCGAAAGGUUUAUCGAAAGUUAGGGUUCGUUCGAAGAUCGCAGCACGGAAAGAUCUUUGGCGAAGGCACACACUUAGUGACGUUGAUAUGAUACGGCAGGCAUUAGCCGAAGAUGAAAAUCGAAAGAUGAGUGCAUCGAAUCGUGUGGUUGGAGAGAAGGUGGUCUCAUCGUCCUCCUCCUCAUCAAAAGUGGGUAAACUUGCGAGGUGGAUCAAGAAUAAUUUUCGACGAUCGUCGCCUGAUCUCAACGUGAAUGAUCAACGAAUCAUGAACGCCACUAGAAGUUCAGUUGAGUCGUCCCUCAACGAUACAACGCCUCCAUCAGGUGCUACUCCAGCCACUAUCUCAAACAGUCAUGUUCCAACACCUCCAAGCGAGGUAAUUCCCUCAUCCGGUGACGAACAACUCUAG
Messenger RNA from Anisakis simplex (herring worm), 2964 nucleotides. Lineage: Eukaryota; Metazoa; Nematoda; Chromadorea; Rhabditida; Anisakidae. The record is from the annotation of a GenBank genome assembly.